Diorhabda carinulata is the source of this 1692-nucleotide messenger RNA. RefSeq names its product DNA methyltransferase 1-associated protein 1 (gene DMAP1). Gene Ontology annotation, biological process: negative regulation of transcription by RNA polymerase II; DNA repair; chromatin remodeling. Bases 122 to 1429 code for a protein of 435 amino acids. NCBI's taxonomy places the organism in Eukaryota, Metazoa, Arthropoda, Insecta, Coleoptera, Chrysomelidae. Gene Ontology annotation, cellular component: NuA4 histone acetyltransferase complex; Swr1 complex; nucleus. The transcript is spliced from 6 exons. The record is from RefSeq and is a predicted model, not a curated record. Gene Ontology annotation, molecular function: transcription corepressor activity.
AGUUUGACAUAUGUCAAUAUUAAAAAAAGUAACAAUGUUUAUUACUUUCGUUUGUUAUUUCUAAAAUAUUAAUACGAAGUCAACUUAUAUUCAAUUACGGUAUUAAUAAAAUUUACACAAUAUGGCAGAUGUUAGAGAUAUAAUGGAAUUGGAGAGACCUCCAACGCCCGAAAUAACCAGAGAAUCAAUUUUAGGAAAUGAUAAAACUAAAAAGAGAUUUCCGCCGGGGCCCAAAGUUUCUAAACGUCCCGAGGGAAUGCACAGAGAAGUAUUCGCUUUACUAUAUAACGAUAAUAAAGAUGCACCUCCACUUUUCCCUUCUGAUACAAUUGGAAAUAAUGGUUAUAAACAAACUAAAAUCAAAUUGGGAAUGAGGAAACCAAGGAAAUGGAUGUGGAUGCCUUUUACUAAUCCAGCUAGAUCUGAUAACGCCACAUUUUACCAUUGGAGAAGACCAUCGGAUGAACCAAAGGAAUACCCAUUUGCAAAAUUCAAUAAGAAAGUCGAUAUACCAAAAUAUACUGAUCAAGAAUAUAAUCUACAUAUAAAAUGUGAAGGGUGGACGAAAGAAGAAACAGAUCAUUUGAUGGAUUUGGCUGAAAGAUUUGAUUUGAGGUUUUUGGUGAUGGCCGAUCGAUACGACAAACAAUUUCCGAAAAGAUCCGUCGAGGAUUUAAAACAAAGAUACUACAAAAUCUGCGGGAUUCUAUAUAAACUCAAUGGAGAUAAAAAAGUGUACACUUACGACGCUGACCACGAACGUAGAAGAAAAGAGCAACUAAAAAAAUUGUACGAAAGGAAACCUGAACAAAUUGAGGAAGAACAAUUUCUAUUGGGCGAACUCAAAAAAAUCGAGGCCCGCAAAAAGGAAAGGGAAAGGAAAACGCAGGAUCUUCAGAAGUUGAUUAGUCAAGCUGAUAGUCAAAGUGAUGCGCCUAAAAGGAAUGAAAAAAAAUUACCAAAGAAGAAAAUUACAAAUCCUUCGAGACCGUCCAGGAUUGAUACAAAUCAUAUUUUACAGGCAUUAGAAAACGCAGGUAUCAAAUUUCCCGAUUAUAAAAAUAGUGGAGUGUCUUUAAGAUCCCAAAGGAUGAAACUUCCGGCAAACGUUGGACAAAAGAAAUCCAAAGGGAUAGAACAGAUUCUUCAAGAAAUGGGUUUAGAAUUAAAUCCCACACCUUCCGAUGAAAUAUGUCAGCACUUCAACGAACUCCGCAGCGAUAUGGUUCUAUUGAUGGAGAUAAAAGGGGCUUUGGUUACUUGCGAAUACGAGUUACAAUCUUUGAGACAUCAAUACGAAGCUUUAAAUCCUGGAAAGAGUUUAUCAAUCCCGCAACAACUUACCUCUAAUACCGAAGUCGAAUCUAAACUCAGUACUAGUGAGAUUAUUGAUGUUGUAGGAUCCCCGGAUACUUCAUCUAACGCCUAGCUAAUGAAAGCGAUUAGAAUUUGAAUGUUUUUAGUGUACGGUUCAUUUGAACUACUGCUUACUACAACAUUUAAUAUAUUUUUUGUUCGGUUCAUUUGAACUAUUGCUUACUACAACAUUUAAUAUAUAUUUCUCAUUCGGUUCAUUUGAACUGCUUUUUACUACAACAUUCAAUAUUAUACUGUUUAAAUGGUGUUUUUUUGUAGUGGUAUGCGUGCUUAGUGUUAUACAGGUUCGUUCAAAAUAAAACUUUUGAUAAUUAA